Molecule: messenger RNA, 1094 nt
Organism: Dendrobium catenatum
Lineage: Eukaryota; Viridiplantae; Streptophyta; Magnoliopsida; Asparagales; Orchidaceae
Product: 2,3-bisphosphoglycerate-dependent phosphoglycerate mutase-like
Exons: 4
Coding region: 628-861 (77 amino acids)
Biological process (GO): glycolytic process
Molecular function (GO): intramolecular phosphotransferase activity
Source: RefSeq, a predicted model, not a curated record
UUUCGACUCAUUGGCACUUCAUCUUGGUGUUCCUUUUAUAAAUUCUUCUCAUAUUGAAUUUUAUAGAUACGCGGCAUAAUGCUUCUACUUUUAAUCCUCUUUUUAUUCUGGUCCUUGAUGAAAAUUUCUUUUCUUAUUGCGAAAAAUGUUUUUAAGGUAAUCUGUUUUGACUCCUGUUUCUUAUGAGAGUAGCUGAUGUUGAUCUUUACCUUUAUUUUUUUUCUCUCUUUUGGUUAUGAUCUUUACUGGCCAGUUACUUCCCUGUGAAUGUUUUUACCUUUUUUUGGGUAUGUAUCGAAACACCAUGGAUACAUUUAUUGAGAUGAUGUUGCUGUGUUUCCAGAGAAUGGCUACAGCCACAUUUUAUAUAUCCUUGGGCUGCAUCCAGAACCACAAGAAUCAGAUUUGCUCCAAUUUGCAAAACUGGCCUGGGAAAUCUUCAUUGAGAGAGGGUUACAAAGGUUUUGGCAUAGAAAUUAGAUUACUUAGGAGGGGAGCUUGUUGCCAUGAUAGCUCCCAAGGCAUAAUUCAUGCAUCAUCCUCACAUUCUUCUGUUACUGAUCCACUGAGUACUCCCUAAAAGUUCUCAUACAUAUCGAACCGCAACUUUUGUCUGGCAAAAAUGUGAUGAUUGCAGCUCAUGGGAAUUCCUUGAGAUCAAUAAUUAUGUAUCUUGACAAGUUGACUUCUCACGAGGUAACCAAUCUGGAGCUUACUACUGGCAUUCCCAUGCUAUAUAUAUUUAAGGAAGGAAAGUUCAUCAGGAGAGGAAGUCCAACAGGACCUUCUGAGGCUGGUGUUUAUGCGUAUACUUUGAGCCUGGCUCGCUAUAGACAGAAGCUUGAUGAGAUGCUUAACUGAUACAUUUCAUCAAUAUUUGCAGUAAGCACUAUUUGAAGAGAAAUGUUUGCUUUGUCCAAAAUCUGCGCUUUGAAAAGCCGGAACUUUUUACCCAUAAGAAACUCUUAGCUAAUGUCUCUUCUCCUUUAUUAUUGGAAAGGAAAUUGAUCUUAAGGUCUUAAUUGUCGUCAAGCCAUACUUCUAAUCUCUCACAUUUUUACGGUGCUGUGAAGAACCGAAGCAUUUAAGUGAUG